AUGAGCACCGAAAACGAAUCAAUUGCUGCUAGAACUUACCGUCCGAUUACAGAAAACCCAGGGAUGGGAUUUCUCCACAAGAAGAAGAAGGGCAAGAGCGAUAAAAAAAAGGAGGAUUCAGGUAAAAAAAAGGUAUCAAGCCUUGAAAAUGCAGGGAGACAUGCCAUCGUGCGCCGCAGCGUGAGAGAUCGAUCGGUUUCGAACCUCCAAACUGAACCGUCACGAACGAGUCCAGAUUUGAUUGCAGGAGUCGACGAAAACGAUACUGCGAUGAGAAAAAGGAGGCGCUCAGCGUCUCCUAGUAGGGCAAAGCGCAAGACCUCUGACAUAGUCAAAUCGAAACUAAAUUCCUUCAAUAAUCACAGUGAGGGCACUAAAGCCUCGACAGCUACAAGCAAAACCAGCGAUAAUAACAACCAAUCAGAUCAGCCAGCCGAUGGGUCUCACAAGUCUACAAAAGCAGCUGACUCUAAUCUGGGUACGGCAAAAGUAAGCACAAAGGGCAGCAGCAUGCAUCUUCACACAGACAGCAAAGAUGAUGAAUCUGAUCAAAAGGCCACUAGUGGUGUUUUCUCCUCCAUUCUUUCAGCCGCACAUAAUGCUGCAAACCAUCUUCUACCGAAAUCUAACAGUGAAAAGACGUUACCUUUAGGGUCGUCGUCGCAGGAUGCUGUUGAAACCUUACCCGAUGUUGCUGCCUCUCAUAAGCUUGAGUCUCAAGAACAAGCACCAAAUUCGUCGUUUUUAAAGCAUUUGGAUUUCUUACUAGCUAGUGGUCCAAUGGCUCAAAACUUUGAUGACACCAAUAAUUUGCUUUCACCAACUUUUAAUUCAAGGCCAACUAACAAGUCAUCGGUGAACUCCUCCGUAGGAAGGGCGGAAUCUGAGUAUUCAGGUACUCCUAGUAUAACUGUCCAUGAGCCCGAUGGGAGUGCUUCAGGGGCUGAAACAGAUCUGGGAUCGGUAACCGAAAGAAUCCACUUUCGAUCUCUAAGAGGGGAAGCACCCAUAGCUACUUUGGGCAGAGGAAAUUUAACUUUAGAUGCUCUUGCUAGUACCAACCGAAGCAGUUCAUCGCUGGAAAAAGAUGGUAUGAACAAUGGCGACGAAAAACGAUCUUCUUUUCCGCAACGUGGACGUUCUGCAACUGCAUCUGGAAACCAGGUAAAGGUACCUGCUUACAAUAUCGAAACAAGCCUUGGAGAUGUCAUGGUCAAAACACCAUCGCCAGCUAGAAGUGACCCUGGAGCCAAUUCUAGCACCACUCUAGAUCGAAAAGAAGCAGUGCCUAGCUCGAAGGUGCAGCAGAAGAUGACCGAAGAAAAGAAGUCGCGCAAAAGGGCCAGCACCAUGAGGCCCCAAUCUUUUCAACAGCUGUCUCUCCGAGGAGUAUCCUCCAGAGGUUUGAGGAACUCGUUGCAGAGGGAUAGAUCUUUAAGCCACGAUGAGAACGCAAGAGGUGGUGAAGCCAGCUUCAAUUCGAACGACAACGCAUCGGCAUACACCGAGGGGACUAGUAAACACGGAGCGAGAAGUCCUCGCGGAUCAAUUCACAUUUCUGAAAGAAAACAAAAUGAGUUUCAUUCUUUGUUCAAGGAAUCGGGUGUCUCGUCAUCGGAAUCGUUACUAGCGGAUUACAGUUGCGCCCUAUCACGAGAUAUACUGUUACAAGGUCGCUUGUAUAUUUCCUGGGAGCAUGUGUGUUUCAAUUCGAGUAUUCUCGGGUGGGUGACGAACGUUGUCAUACCUUUCGAAGAAAUUGUACAAAUUGAAAAAAAGUCUACCGCUGGCAUUUUCCCCAACGGAAUGGUGUUUCAAACCUUACAUUCGAGAUAUACUUUUGCAUCAAUCAUGUCUCGCGAUGCUGCUUUUGACUUUAUCACUUCGAUAUGGAAUCAGACCAUCGAAGACUCUGAUGAGCGGAUCAAGAUCGUUGGUAGAAGCAGCUCGUCUCCAAAAUCUAGUAACAGUACUUUGAACUCUAGCUCGGACGGGGAAGCCCAAAUGUCUCCGGAGUCGUCUUCAGACGGCUAUUCCAGCGGGGAGGAAACCACUGACGAAAGUUCAACGGAUGAUGGCCAUGGAGAAGACGGCGAUUACGAAAAUCGGCCCGACAUGUCAGAAAUCGCCAAUGGUGAAUUCAGACUUAGCAGAAAACAGGAACUUACAACUCUGGGCCCAGUAGAGCACCCACCAACAUCUGGCGACCACCCUGCCGCGGUAGAUGAUAGGGUGGUAGCCGAAACAGUCUUCGAGGCUCCGUUGGGUAAGAUUGUCAACUUGCUUUAUGGAGAUAAGGUAUCUUACACAAAGAGGAUCUUGGAAGCUCAAAAAAACUAUGAUAUAUCAAAGAUUCCACCCAUUAUGGCCACAAAUGAGCGAACUUAUAGUUACGUGAAGCCUUUAAACGGCUCUAUCGGCCCGAGCAAGACGAACUGCGAAAUUACUGAAACCAUUGAACACUAUAACUUAGAAGAUUACGUUAAAGCUGUUCAGAUAUCGAGAACUCCUGAUGUUCCUUCUGGUAACUCUUUCGAGGUAGUGACAUCGUUCUAUUACUCAUGGGCACCACGGAACUGUACCAAGCUGAUGGUUGCAGUCAAUGUUAAAUGGACGGGUAAAAGUUGGCUGAAAGCUGCGAUCGAAAAACACACGUUUGAUGGUGUCACGGCAACGACAAAGACGAUGAUCGAAGAGAUCAAUAAAAUAAUUCACAACAAAGAUGUCAAAGGAGCUAAGGAAUCGAACGAAACACCAAGCAGCGAGGACACAAUUAAUUUACCAACAGCUGGACCUAGUGAACAUGCAAAGACUAGUGCCGAUUACACGAAGGAGGAUGGUGAUGUUGUAAUUACAGACAGUCUAACAAUACCUGCUCCAGUAGGUACAGUGUAUCAGCUUUUGUUUGGCAACGACACUUCGUAUUUGCAAAGGAUCAUUGACAAGCAAGGAAACUAUGAAAUUUCGACUUUACCUCAAUUCAAAGAUGGCUCAAGAGAAUAUCAAUAUACUAAGCCUUUGAGUGGACCUGUCGGUCCGAAAAAGACUAAAUGCUAUAUUGAAGAAAAGAUUGAACGCAAUGAUCUGGAAAAUCAAGUCAUUGUACGCCAAAUAACCAAAACGCCGGACGUUCCAUCAGGUUCAUCGUUUUCAGUAAACACCAAAAUCUAUCUGCAUUGGGGAUUGAAUAACCAAACUGACGUGCUUGUAGUCUCCAACGUCGUCUGGAUUGCCAAGAGCUGGAUCAAAGGCGCCAUUGAAAAAGGCUCGCUAGAUGGCCAGAAAAGUUCCAUUAAUGUUAUGGGCCAGGAGCUCAAAGACAUUGUUGCCGAAGCCGGGACAACAAAGAAAGGGCACGCAAGAAGGGCCACUAAAACCAAAGCAAAGAAAACAAAAGCGCCUCCUAGCCCUUCGAAGAAAGUCGAGGCUCCUCAUUCAAAGACAACGCAGCUUUUUAAUGCUGCCUUUAAAACUUUCAUGGGUCUACCAAUGCUCUAUCAGGCGUUGGUGUUUCUCUUUACACUUGUCAGCAUAAUCACCAUAAUAGCCAGAUCCGCGUCCAGCAGCUCGAGUGCCUCCACAAUUGUUGGGCCAGGUCGCAUCGUGAUAGGUGGAGAAACAUACAACUAUGCCCCGACGCUUGAUACGCUGUAUGGAGCUUUUGGUCGCGAGAGUCGCGCUCCACGAAAGAGCUCAAAAGUGUGGAAUGUUGUUACGACAUCCGAGAGCGACAUAUGGGAGUGGAUAAAAGAUCGAAGCACUAUCUUACAAGAAAACCACUCGCCGGACUAUGCUAGGCGACGGAUGUCACGUCAUACACGCCAGGAUCUCGAGGAGACCAUACGGCUGGCCGAGGUCAAACUUGACGAAUUGAAAUCUCUUUUAAACACUACUACCUACUUGUGA
Molecule: messenger RNA, 3906 nt
Organism: Lachancea lanzarotensis
Lineage: Eukaryota; Fungi; Ascomycota; Saccharomycetes; Saccharomycetales; Saccharomycetaceae
Gene: YSP2
Product: LALA0S05e03928g1_1
Exons: 1
Coding region: 1-3906 (1301 amino acids)
Biological process (GO): intracellular sterol transport
Cellular component (GO): cortical endoplasmic reticulum; plasma membrane; endoplasmic reticulum-plasma membrane contact site
Molecular function (GO): sterol binding; sterol transfer activity
Source: RefSeq, a predicted model, not a curated record